Molecule: messenger RNA, 1582 nt
Organism: Saccostrea cuccullata (small rock oyster)
Lineage: Eukaryota; Metazoa; Mollusca; Bivalvia; Ostreida; Ostreidae
Product: zinc finger protein ZFP2-like
Exons: 1
Coding region: 63-941 (292 amino acids)
Source: RefSeq, a predicted model, not a curated record
ACGGAAAGCUUUUUCAAUGCAAGGGUAAAAAAUUAAACAGUUAUAGUGCUACUGACAUUCAAAUGGAGAAAUUAAAAGAGCACGCCAGUACUCCGGUAGGUAAAAAGCUUCAUGAAUGUAACUUCUGUAGGAAAACUUUCCACUCAGGUUCCAUACGUAGACACAUAAGGACACAUACAGGUGAAAAACCUUAUAAAUGUGAUUUGUGUUGGAAAGAAUUCAUACAAAAAGGAGCAUUGAACGCACACAAGAGAACACAUACAGGUGUAAAGCCUUAUAAGUGUGAUGUAUGUGGGAAGGCAUUCUACAGCUUGUGUCACUUACAGACACAUAUGAAGAUACACACAGGUGAAAUCCCAUAUAAAUGUAAUGCAUGUUCGAAGACAUUCACACGCUUACAUCACUUACAGGAUCAUAUGAGAAUACAUACAGAUGAUAAACCUUAUAAAUGUGAUGUGUGUGGGAAGGCAUUCAAACGGUCAAGUGACUUACAGAAACACAUAAGGAUACAUACAGGUGACACACCAUAUAAAUGUGAUGUAUGUGGGAAGGCUUUUAACCAGUCACAACACAUAAAGCAUCACAUGAGGACGCAUACAGGUGAUAAACCUUAUAAAUGUGAUGUGUGUGGGAAGGAAUUCAUCUAUUCAAGCUCCGUAAAGAUACACAUGAGGAUACAUACAGGCGAUAAACCUUAUGAAUGUGAAGUGUGUGGGAAAGCGUUCAGCCAGACACAACACGUACAGUCACACUUGAGAACACAUACAGGUGAUAAACCUUAUAAAUGUGAAGUAUGUGGAAAGAACUUCGGUUACUCACAAAACUUGAAGACACACAUGAGAACUCAUACUAAACUGUACAAAUGCAAUGUGUGUGGGCAGACAUUAAAAAAAUUAAAGAACUUACGGAGACACAGAAAUAUACAUACAUCUGAUGUGUGAUGAGUUUUAGAAGGCGUUCUACAAUUUUAGGAAUUUGAUAAAGACAAAUGUAAGUUGAUAAAUCAUAUAAAUAAUGCGAUUUGUAAGAGGAGGUAUUCAGCAGAUCUGUCACUUUUUAAUACGUAUGAAAACACAUACAAGUGAUAGAUGGAGAAUGUGAUGUGCAUAGGAAGGCUUUCAGGUGGCCAGAUAUCUUAGAAGGAGACGUGAGGAUUUAUACAUGUGAUCAGCUUUAAUUGUAAUGUUUGCAAAAGGGCAUUCAAUCGCUCUGAAAGCUUAAAGAGUGAUACUAGUAUGGUGACGUAUACAAGUAAACAAAAACAUCAUUGUGAUGUGUGUGGAAAAUUCUUUCCAUUUAGUAAUCUAAGGAAACACAUACAGACAUAUAUCAGUGAAACCUUACAAAUGUGACGUUUGUGGAAAAAGAUUGAAAGGAUAUUUAAAAGAUCAUAUGAUGAGGAUGCAUCAAGUUUAAAAUCUUUAUUAUAGCCCCAGCAAAUGAAGUUUGCAUUGUUCUGCAGAUUGUUCCUUUUUCCUUUCUAAAUCGAGAAAGAAAUCUGUAAAAGAACAAGAUUUAUUGAUAUUUUUAAUAGAAAUUAAUUAGUAACAUGCAUAAAGAGGCUUUUAAAAAAUAAAUUUAA